AUGGUAAGCUCGUCGACGGAAAGUGACGACCCGGCGGAGGAGAUGGCGACAGAUCAUAUCGAAGAACGCCUUUCUAGCAGGACAAGAGGUCGGAGUCUUCUGAAGCACUUUUCUCGACAGCGAUCACAAGGAAAAGAGUCUUCCAUUGAAAGUGAAGGUGAUCACCAAGAAUCCAUGCAGACAAUCCGACCUAAGUCUAGUGGUACAUGUACCUCAUAUUCUGUGGAAAGUGAAUGGGAUAGAAGUGAUGAACUUCUGGAUCUUAUGCUUGCGCAAGGGAAAAUCUCCAACGAGGAUCAUAAAGAGUUACUUCACAAAUUCGCCACAGUGAAGAAUUACAAGAAUGGUGAUGCACAGCGGAUGAUUCUUGGUAAUCUUGUGAAGACUGGACGAAUAUCUAUUGAUGAUGCUGUGCACUAUUCCAGACUACUUGGUAUUGUGGCAUCAGCAGAAACAGAAGCCCGCACAAUUGCAGAGGUUAACAAUGCUUUCCAGGACAAAAGGGUAUACAACUUUGGUGUAUAUAAGUACUACAAACAUCGUUCCUGUCAGAGACGUAUUUUGCAGAUUGAUUUUCAGUCAUGCCAAAUUUGCAAUAUUCAGAAAGGAAACCUGAAUCGGAUUUUUCCAUUUGCCCAAGUAACAGACUAUGAAAGUGAGGAAGGACUGCGGUUUUUCAUCUGUUUUAGAGGCCAUCAAGAUUAUGAAUUGGAAGCAGACACCCAGGAGGAGAAGCAGAAGAUAUGCCGAUUAUUGUGCCUAAUUGUGGAAAACAACAAGUCUUCUGCUAAGGGUCGUGUCCUUACCCAAGCAGACUUCCGAGGAACUCUAAGACGCUGUCAACAGGUUGUCAAGGAAGGAUUUUUGGAGAAGAAGAAUCACAAUCUGUACACCACAUAUACAAGGAGGUGGAUUCGAAUACGGGAAGGUGAAUUGUCCUACUACAAACCAGAUGAUGAUAAUCAACAAGCUCUUAAUAUUCUACAAUUGUCAGAAGAUGUAACCAUAGUAAAGAAACUCAACUUCAAUGGCUUCAGUAUAACGACAAGGAAAAAAGUUUAUUUUUUUCGAAUCAUUCCAAGUGGCAGUGCAUCUGCGGCAGACAUCGAAAAGGAUCGAGAUGAAUGGUUCAAGGCAAUCCGUUUUGCCUGUGGAGACAGAAGAGACUCUGUGGCAAUCUUUGGAACAGAUGAUACAAUCAACAAAACUUCUAUGUCAGCAUCAGAAGAGAGUCAGCCAACCAGAGAGAGUUUUUACCAAGCCAUGAGGCACUUUCAGGAGGAGUUAGAAAGACUAUCUUUAGUUAUCAACAAUAUAGAUGAAAGAGGUGAUGCCACGAAAGCCUUGAUACAGCUUCAGCAAAAAGCAAGAGUGAUUGAGACAAUGUGUUCUCAAAUCAGGCCUUCAUCUGAUGCAAGUUUCAGUGGUAUUUCAACUUCAGUGGAUACAGAAUCUUCCUCCCACCUUGAUCAGUCCAGCACGGUCACACUGGAUACUGGUGACCAGAGUUAUGAUGAGCUGCUGCCACCAUUAAUUAAAUCAGAUCGUCACUCGCUUAUUAUUGGCAACAAUUGGGUACUUCACAACAACAGUAGCUCUGGAUUGACAAAUGGACACUCUUUAAUAGUUGAUCCACCAGAAACAAAUGGUGAAAUUCAAAAUGGAUAUGAUACACAUCCCACAAACAAUCUUGAACAGAGGACAAAUAUGAUAGUAAAUGGCAUCACAAGCUGUUCCUCAGGAAAUCUGUCGGCAGUGUUCGAGUGCAAGUGUUUAAGGAGCAAAGAAGUGACUUGCAAAAAUAUCCACAACAGUAACAUGAAUGCAUUUGUGAACGGUCAUGAAAAAUGCCCUGAAACUACAGCAUUUGUGAAUAGCAACCAGGUGACAGCUAACAUGUUUCUUGGCUUCGCACCAACACGGAUCAAUGAGCUACCUCCUUUACCUCCCCCUCCUCCACCAAUUUUAGGUAAGUUGGACUUCAUGUUUUGGGGUUUGUUUUUGUUUUUGUUUUGUUUUGUGUUGUUUUUGUUUAUUAGUUUGCAUUUUUUUGCUCGCAUUUCUUCAACUGAGCAUGCUGGUUUGAGUGCUCUUAUGAGACAUUUAAUUGGUUUUAAAGUUUUAUUUUGUAUCAUUUUACAUAGAGUGUUACCAUAGAGUGUUACCAUUUAUUUAUGAAGCAAUGAUGUAACUCGUUGUAACUGAACGGUUACUGUAAGACUGGUAUCUGCUCUUGUGCCACACUUGGGCACAAUGCUGUGUAACAUCACCAAAGGAUGUGUACAUGUAUACACAUACAAAUAGUUGACGUUGAACAAUAGUAUACACAUAUAGCCUGGCAAUGAAGUCACCAGUGCACGUCUAUGUGCCCCGAGGGACUGUGAGUGACUGACCAGAAGAGGACUCACAGGCCCGAAGGGGGCAUAGAUGUGCACUAGCGACCGAAUUAUGCCAGUCCAUAUGUUUUAUAACACACCUCUGUCCAAAAUAUAAAAUAAGAAAAGAAACUUUGUCUUUUAGUUGAAGUGUUCUCAACAAUUAACUCUUAAGUCACUCGGAAUUCAACCAACUGCUUCUCAGAACCACACAACUCACAAAGAGAUAUCAUUCACAUGGUGUUACUGCAAACCUCCCAUUCAUUGAUCAUGUCUCCAUGCAAACCUUUAAGCCUCAUUUAACUUAUAAGCAAUCCAACAAUAAGCAAUUAAACACAAUACAUGGAAGUUGAAACAGAGGGCGCUGUAACUAGUUGAAAAUGUGUACGUGCGCAAUGUCUUGACGCACAAGGACGACCUCAAUUAGAAAAUGUGAUGUUGAGUUUGAAUUGUUGAGUUUGAAUUGCAACAAGCUACGCCUUUCACUUAAAGACUGGUUAGGGAUUAAAUCGUUAGGGAUUAAAUCUACACUCAAAGUAAGUGAAUUUCAUCCCGGUCAUCUGUUUGUCAUAACAAAAAAACAAUAUGCACUGACAUCCACUGUUAAACCAAUUGAAACUGUUGUCAAUCAGUUUCAUUCUCACAAGAUAAUCUCUAGAAUGGAAUCUGAUAUUACCAAUCUUCGGAGAUGUCAUUGUCACCACGCACUGAAACCACUCAUGUACACUCUUUGGAAAUUAGGCUAUUUUAUGGGAAACUUA
Messenger RNA from Patiria miniata (bat star), 3136 nucleotides. RefSeq lists its product as uncharacterized. Bases 1 to 2157 code for a protein of 718 amino acids. The record is from RefSeq and is a predicted model, not a curated record. NCBI's taxonomy places the organism in Eukaryota, Metazoa, Echinodermata, Asteroidea, Valvatida, Asterinidae. The transcript has 11 exons.